CCGAAGGCAGCCGCCUAACCAACUGAGCCACCCAGGCGCCCGGGCUGUAUUCUUUCCAGGCCGGUCUUGUUCUCUGCAUACAUCUUCUGCCCUAACUCUAAAUCUCUGGCUCUACCAUUCACUUCUGGUAUUUGAUAAAGACCGCACGUGAAGUCUUGUAAGUGAUUACCAAACCUGGCUUUUCCACUCUACCAGCCUCAGCAUUGUCCUUCAUGGAGAAGAAACCUCAGCUUGUUAUGUAGGAGCCUUCCAGGUGUUGUUUAAUUUGGAGGAGAUUAGAGGAGGUGACAUCUGGGGUCCACUUGUUAACCUUCUGGCCCGAGGGGAGCAACUCCAGCAUAUUUCCAGUAUGUUCUUAAUCAGUGGACCAAAUACUUUACGGAAUCAUGUCAUGGAAUUUGAACUAGGGUAGAUUUUGCAGGGACAAUUUCCUUAUAUCACAGAUGAGACAACUUAGUCGUGACAGGUUCCCAAAGUUUCUCAUGUGUUAGUGGGAGAGGGGAUUUAUGACCUGGGGCUCCUGACUCCUUACCCAGGGCCGUUUCCCCUGCACCGCGUGCACACUGCUUUUGGAUGUUGUUUCUUUAAUGCAUGCUUGCUUUUUAGUGCUGUUAACAAAGAAAGACACUUUUCUUGUGAAGACUGUAAUGGCAGUGUCAGUGGAGGUUUUGAUGCGUCAACAUCUCAGGGUCCUGCUCAGUGUGCUGUUGGCUUUUUGCACUUCUUUCUGAAGGUCUUUCUGAGGAUUUUUCCCUGGCAGUUCUAGUAGAAUGAGACAGUGGUGGUCAUUCAUUGUUGAUUCGUUGCUCAUUCAGAAACUUGCUAAGAAGCAGUUUACAUGUAUACUCAUUUAAGGCUCACAGUUCUAUGAGAUUGUUUUGUGCCAGAACAACAUCCGUAAUCAGGCCCAUAUGAACAGAGUCGUCACCCACGAGCUCGUUCAUGCGUUUGAUCACUGUCGUGCUCACGUCAACUGGUUCACUGACGUCAGACAUUUGGCCUGCUCAGAAGUUCGAGCUGCUAACCUUAGUGGAGACUGCUCACUUGUAAAUGAAAUAUUCAGGUUGCAUUUUGGAUUGAAACAACAUCAUCAGAACUGUGUACGAGACAGAGCCAUUCUUUCUAUCCUGGCUGUUAGGAAUAUCAGCAAAGAAGUAGCCCAAAAGGCUGUUGAUGAAGUUUUCGAAUCUUGUUUCAAUGACCAUGAACCUUUUGGAAGGAUCCCACAUAACAAGACUUAUGCAAGAUACGCUCAUAGAGACUUUCAAAACCGUGAUCGGUAUUACUCAAAUAUAUGAAGAAAAUGACAUUUUAUAUUAUGGAGCUUCUGUGAUCAUGCAGAAAAUAUGGUUCUUAAGUGGACAAAUAUAUAAAAUGUAAAUGAUCAAUUAAAUACAGAUAAAACACAGAAGAUACUGAUUCUAGCAUAUGAUCAGAAAAAGUAACUGUGGUAAAAGUGAAACUGCCUUUAACUCCAAGGCAAAAAUUGUAACUUUAUAGUUAACCAUUUGGUAAAUAGGGCAAAUAAAUUACAUUUUUGUAUUUUUU
Molecule: messenger RNA, 1548 nt
Organism: Callorhinus ursinus (northern fur seal)
Lineage: Eukaryota; Metazoa; Chordata; Mammalia; Carnivora; Otariidae
Gene: ATP23
Product: ATP23 metallopeptidase and ATP synthase assembly factor homolog
Biological process (GO): mitochondrial protein processing; mitochondrial proton-transporting ATP synthase complex assembly
Molecular function (GO): metalloendopeptidase activity
Source: RefSeq, a predicted model, not a curated record